Messenger RNA from Symbiodinium sp. CCMP2456, 3072 nucleotides. The record is from the annotation of a GenBank genome assembly. NCBI's taxonomy places the organism in Eukaryota, Dinophyceae, Suessiales, Symbiodiniaceae.
AUGCGUGCGACUUCUUCUCCGACGCAUCCUUGGCAUAUCAGGUGCCUGGUGGCCACUCUGGCCUUUCUUCAACCGCUCGGCGGGACGUCUGCGCAGCCCGGAGAGGUGGUCGUAUCACUGACAAGGCAGCGGAGGCUCUUGCCCGACAGCUGGGGGCGACGGCAAAGCACGGUCGAGUACUUUGCAGAGGUGGAAGUCGGUUCACCAAGCCAGAGCUUUCGCAUGAUCUUUGACACUGGGAGUGCCAAUGUUGUGAUCCCUUCGAGUCAUUGUUUAGCACCAAGCUGCCUGCAAAGCAGCCGCUACGAUGCCGGGCAAUCGAGCACAGCAGAGCGUGAGCUGUGCUUGAAAGACAUCGAGGCCAGCAACUACACCCGCGAGGCCGUGACGCUGACUUUCGGCACGGGACAAGUCACCGGCCACUAUGCGAAGGACCAGGUGUGCGUGGGACAAGGCCUCUGCACAGCCCUGAGCUUUGUGGAGGCCACGAACCAAAGUGAGCACCCGUUUCUCAAUGCGCCCUAUGAUGGAGUGCUUGGCUUGGCCCUUCCACAGCUUUCCCAGGAUCACGGCUUCUGCCUCUUCGACGAGUUGGUAAAGAGUCGGAAGCUUACCCGGCCGCUCUUUGCCGUCUACUUCUCCCUUGAGGGGGGCGAGAUCAGCUUCGGGAAGGUGGAUGUUAAGCGGAUGGAGUCCGAGCUGAAGUGGGCACCUGUCUGGAAGCCUGGAUUCUGGCAGGUGUCCCUCACAGAUCUGACCCUGAAUGGCUCCAAGACGGAUCUCUGCGGGGCCCCCGGCUCCUACACCGCCUGCGCCGCCGCCCUCGACACCGGGACUUCCGCGUUGACAGCGCCCACCCGCCUCGCGCGGCAGCUGGCAGAACUUCUCCAGGUUGCACCGGAUUGCAGCAAUUUCGAUGCACUCCCCACCCUUGGCUUUCUCUUGGAGGAGGUGGACUUGGAGCUGGAGCUGACCCCACAAGACUACGUGGAGCGGGAGGAGGAUACCUGUGAGCUGCAGCUGAUGGCGGUAGACGUCCCGCGUCCUGACGGUCCGCUUUUCCUGCUUGGUGAUCCCUUCCUGAGGCGGUACUACACCGUUUACGAUCGCCAGCGCCUGCGCAUAGGCUUCGCAUUGGCGCGCCAAAGCAUCAAUGAAAAGAGCGACAGGAAAGGCAAGCUUACCUCGCCCCAGGUACUUCUGGCCCUUGAGCACCCACCCACCAUGGCCCAGAAGCAGAGCCAGCAUGUUAGCGGGGCGACCGGUACCUCGCAAAUCAGUGGAGGAUCUUACAACGACUACCGUCAGAACCACAGGGAACGACUCGAGCGUGACAUCGAGCUGACCACGGGAAAGUUGGAGCUCGAACAGCGCAGGCUCGCGAAGUUGGACAAGGACCUGGAUGCCGCCACGUCCGAGCAGUCACAGAAGCUCUACAAGUACAAAGUCGACCCGAGCUUCAAGGAUGACCCCCCGGCCCAGAAGAAGCGCAAGGCUCUCCAGCUGGAAAGGAAGGUGGAUUUGGCCAUCUCGCGCUACAACAGGCUGAACGAAACGAACGACGGGCUGCGCGCGCAGAUCGACCAGCUGCGGAAGGAGAGGCAGCUGCUGGACCAGGUGUUCAGGAAGAUGCAGGACUCCAUCCGCAUCAACCGGAAGGACAUAGAACUAGCCAACCAGGACAUCGUCGCAAACAGGUCUGACCUCGACAAGAAGUUGCAGAACUGCCAAGCGUCGAGUAAGGCCCUGGAGAAGAAGCGGCGGAGCUUUCUGCAGCAGACGGAGGAGCUGAAAAGGCAGAUCAACGAGCAGAACAAGAAGGCCCGGGAGCAGGAGCUCCUGAGCCGGGCGAACGGGAGCCCUGGCGCGGGCGGGAGUGCCGCGGCCCGCCGCAAGAACUACAUGGUGGCCGAUGAGGAAGAGGCCUUCUCGGAGACCGCAAUGCACCAGCGCAUCUUGAAGGUGUGCUUCCUGAAUACCAUCCAGCGCAGGCAUAUAAAGCAGCACAUGAAGAACAUCGAGGUCUUCGAGCAGGCCUUCGCAACGAUUAAGUCCACGACCGGAAUCAGCGACAUUGAGGAGAUUGUGAAGAUCUUCGUCAGCUUAGAGCAGCGCAACUUCAGCUUGCUGACCUACGUGAACCAACAGAACCGGGACAUCGAAUCCAUGGAGAUUCAGAACAAGGAGCUGCAGAGCAUCAUCGACUCCUGCAAGCCCGAGGGCUCCGCGCCAGAGAAGCCCAAGGAGGGCUCCGAGGAGGAGAAGCAGUCCCGGGCCCUGCAGGAGACCUUGCAGCAGAUCAAGAGAACCGAGCAUGCCACCAACGGGAAGGACAAGGAUGUGGAAGAACUCUCCAGAAUCCUCGAAGAGUGCCGCCCGCACAUCUGGGAUGUGGUGAAGUUUCUGAAGGAGGAGAUCCCCGGCCUGGUCGAUGCAGGCUACGAGGGCGAUGUUCCGGUGAUGAAGGUUUCACCUCCGGACGAGCGGGACUCCCAGAUGAACCAUCAUCUCACGUAUGUGGAGGAGGCACUGAUGAUCUUUCGGGCAUGCCUGGCCAAAGAUGCUCGGACCGGACUCAGUGCGCAGCCGAAGAAGCAAGAUGGGGGAAGCCUCAAGAAACCGAUGGACAUUCCGUCUGCGGCACACUUCAGCCUCGUCCCGAAUGCGCAGGGUAACUUCGACGAUGACGAUGACGAAGAUGAAGAAAGCUUUGACAAGAGGCCUUACUCGCUGAACGAGCUUCGGGACAAGGCCUCCACAAGCAUCUCCAAGAGGAGGAAUAAGCGUGGCCAGCCAGGUGCAGGCAAUAAGAUGCUGGUGGGAGAGCACCGUAGCGACUAUAGCGAGACCGCAGCCGCGGAUGGCAGUGCCAUGAGGCGUUCAGGGUCGGGAAGAGCCCCAGACCCACACGCUUCCUUGUUCAGGGUGGUCACGGGUUUGGUCUCCUACGGUAUCCUGCAUGACUUUGAACAUCCCACGGUUCCCCUGCUACCCCGAAUUUCACUAUCGCUCUCGUGCAGGGGCUGGAAAAGGGCCUUGAGCGAAUGCCCUGAAUCCUGCAUGACCCCAUAG